AUGAAAGUUGUUCAAGCACUCAAAUCCACCAAGUUUCCCUUCGCUUCAUUUACUAACAGAGAUGUUAAGUCUGAUUUUCAUCUCUUGAAACCUCACUUUGAAAACUUAGUCCCAGAUGAGUACUUAUAGAAAAGAUUAAAAUUGCCAACCAAUAAAAUUAUGAGAAAGAGAAGAAUGAUGAAUUAUCAUAUAGAAUUUGAUAAAGAUGGAAACAUUACUAGAUUCCAUGAGGAAUACCGUCUUGAUAAUUAUGAUGAAACUAAGUGCUUACAACAUGCAAAUGUUUAUGAGGAAUUAACGAAGGAGAUGAAAUAAGAUCAAAUAUAUAAAGAUUUUCUCUAUAACACUCUUCAAAUCACUUGGCAACUAAAAUAGUUUCAAAAAGCAUAAAUCUCAGUUCAUGCUGUUAGAACUAUAUCCUACGUUGAUUAACCUGCUUCCACUACACCAGAAGGUCCAAAUAGAGAUGGGAAUGAUUUAGAAAUUAUUGGUGUAAUCAAUAAAGUCAAUUGUUAAGGAGCAGAAAGUUAGAUUUACAGUUCUGAUAAAUCAAAAUUAUUGUUUGAAAUGAGCCUAGAACCAGGAGAAGGUUAUAUAAUUGAUGAUAAAUCUUUGUGGAACUAUGCAACAUCACACAAACCUAUUGAUGAAUCUCAACAUGGCAUAAGGGACAUUUUAGGUUUUGUGCUCAAAAUUGAUCAUUGA
Molecule: messenger RNA, 705 nt
Organism: Paramecium tetraurelia
Lineage: Eukaryota; Ciliophora; Oligohymenophorea; Peniculida; Parameciidae
Exons: 2
Molecular function (GO): dioxygenase activity
Source: RefSeq, a predicted model, not a curated record